This is a messenger RNA of Mangifera indica (mango), 1657 nucleotides long. Its product is annotated as probable receptor-like serine/threonine-protein kinase At5g57670. Gene Ontology annotation, biological process: protein phosphorylation. The record is from RefSeq and is a predicted model, not a curated record. The coding region runs from base 380 to 1543 and encodes 387 amino acids. Gene Ontology annotation, molecular function: protein kinase activity; ATP binding. The transcript has 7 exons. Lineage: Eukaryota; Viridiplantae; Streptophyta; Magnoliopsida; Sapindales; Anacardiaceae.
UUUGAACUGCUAAAAAACAAGUUAUCUACCCCACCAGAGUGAGGCCACAGAACCUACCCCAGUGCCUAAAAUUUCCCUUUCAAAAUCGAUGAGCUUACUGUUUUCAUCAAUUUCUGUUUCUCUUUGAUGUCAAAAUGCAUAAAUAGACAAUCGAGCCAGCCUAUCCCACCUCCUCCUUUUAUCUGAAUCACUCUCUUGCAUUGAUUAUCCUCUGCGCGCAAACUAACCUCACAAAUAUAUAUCCCUUUGACCCUCUUUCUUUAUUUUUGUUUUUGUUUUUGUUGAGAAAUUUUCUUGUGUUCCUCACUCUGUGUUCUCUACAUGAAACAGAGUGUUCUCUAUCACAGAAUAGAGCUGAAUUUUUAUUGCUUUACUUACAAUGAAGUAUCUAAGAACCAACAGCUUGAAGCGCUUGUUUUCAUUAAGAAAAAUAGGUCUUGAUGAAGGUGCUUCCACAAUUCCAAGUCCACGUGAGUCCAUUGAAGAUAACAACAGCAAUGAAAGAAGUUUUAGAACAACCAAGAGUUCUUCUCCUAGACCAACUUGGAAAUGCUUUUCUUUUGAAGAAAUUUCUGUUGCCACCAAUCGGUUCAGCUCAGAGAAUUUGGUUGGUAUAGGAGGCUAUGCUGAGGUCUAUAAGGGAGUUUUUGAAGAUGGAGAGAAGAUAGCUGUCAAAAGGCUUACAAAAUGUUCAACUGAUGACAGAAAAGAGAAGGAUUUCUUGACAGAAAUUGGAACCAUAGGCCAUGUUUCGCAUCCAAAUGUGUUGCCUCUUCUUGGUUGCUGUAUUGACAAUGGCCUUUAUCUCAUUUUUCAAUUUUCCUCUAGAGGCUCAGUUGCUUCUCUUUUUCAUGAUGUGAAUUUGCCACCAUUAGAUUGGAAAAUAAGGUAUAAGAUUGCAGUUGGGACUGCAAGAGGCUUGCAUUACUUGCACAAAGGGUGUCAAAGAAGGAUAAUUCACAGAGAUAUUAAGUCUUCAAACAUUUUAUUGACAGAAGAUUUUGAACCCCAGAUUUCUGAUUUUGGAUUGGCAAAAUGGCUUCCAUCUCAAUGGAGUCACCAUUCAAUUGCUCCAAUUGAAGGCACAUUUGGGCACUUGGCUCCUGAGUACUUCAUGCAUGGAAUUGUGGAUGAGAAAACUGAUGUGUUUGCAUUUGGUGUGUUUUUACUGGAGAUCAUUUCCGGACGGAAACCGGUUGACAGUUCUCACCUGAGUUUACACAGCUGGGCCAAACCAAUUUUGAACCAUGGAGAUCUUGACAAGCUGGUAGAUCCAAGUCUCCAAGGGACCUAUGAUGUCACACAGCUUAAUCAGCUUGCCUUUGCAGCCUCUCUCUGCAUCCGCGAAUCCACCACAUGGCGCCCCACCAUGAGCGAGGUAUUGGAGGUGAUGACAGAGGAAGAGAUAGAUAAAGAGAGGUGGAAAAUGCCUGAGGAAGAAGAAGAUCAACAAGAGUUCUGGGGGUUUGAGGAUCUAGAACAUGAAUGUGACAGCUUCUUUUCAAUGUCUCCUCAAGAUUCAGUCUCUAAUGGAAGUUCUUAAUUAAGGCUAGCAAUGUAGAUGCUUAAGAAAAAUUAUAAUAUUCUCAUAAUUGCCACUGUUGUACGCGUGUAAAUAUUUGUUAUACUGAAUACUAUUGAAAAGUGAUUUUGUCAA